AUGCCUGCUGCAACAUCUGCACGUAACCAGCCGCCGUUUGACGACCUGCACCACCUGAAGCUCCACAGCAACGACACGCUGCGAGAGGCCUUGUUUAUGCAGCUCUACGAUCCGACCACGUUCAAGAAGAGAAAGCUUCUUAGCUUUAGCCAGCAGGAGGGAUCGAUCACCUUCACCAUGUCAGCUGACGGGGAGGUCAGCGCCGACGUGGCCGACGACAACAAACUGCCAAAAGUAGAGUUUUGUUCUUUACUUCAACAUGCCGGAGCCACGAAAGAUGUUUUCACCAUGAAGGAGGUGAUGUUCUACCUGGGUCAGUACAUCAUCCAGAAGCAGCUGUACGACCAGAAGCAGCAGCACAUCGUCCACUGUUCCCAGGAUGCACUGGGGCGAGUCCUGGGGGUCAACAGCUUUUCCAUCAAAGAGCCUCGAGUUCUGUUUGCAAUGAUAACCAAGAACCUGGUGACUGUAAGAACCCAAGAGUCAACAGCAAACUCCAGUGAAGCUCACGGCAACAGCCAGCCAGACAGAGGAACAGAGGAGGCAGACACAGAAAGUCGCUGUUCAUCACCAGACAGGAGGAGGAGCUGCAGGAGCAGCAAUCCAGGUCUGUCUCACAGCCUGGAGGAGUCUGAUGAGGAGGAGGAGGAAAAAGGAGAAGGCAGGAAGAGGAGGAGGUCCGACAGCUACUCCCUAACAUUUGACAACAGCGUGUCCUGGUGUGUGAUUGGUGGACUGGUAGGAGGGCGGGACAGAGGCAGCAGCCAAUCAUCGGACUCCCACAGCACAUCGGGGAGGUCGGAGGUCACCGUCGCAGCUUCAGACUCCGACAGCGACAACUUCAGCGUCGAGUUUGAGGUCGAGUCGGUGGAUUCAGACGAUUACAACGAAGACGACGCUUCUCUGUCUGAAGACGAUCAGGUAAAAACUCAUAUUUAUCAGCAACAAAACCAAUUUAAAGACCAAAACCAACAGAGAAUGUCUGCUACAGAGAUAAAUUACUGUCAAAGUGCAACAUGUGGUCUAUUCCGCCACAGAAAAUAUUGUUUUGAUCAUAAACAACCCAACUGUCAGCUGUCAUCCUCCAUCGACUCCCAGGAGCUCCUCCCAUCCUCCUCUCCUGCUCCAUCGUCGGCCAAGUGGCGGCUGCCGGACUCGUGUCCGGACCCCUGCCUCAUCUGCCAGUCCCGACCCAAGAACGGCUGCAUCGUCCAUGGCCAGACCGGACACCUCAUGUCCUGCUACGUCUGCGCCAGGAAGCUGAAGAAGAGAGACAAGCUGUGUCCGGUCUGCAGGCUGCCCAUCCAGUCCGUGGUCCUCACCUACCUCAGCUGAGACCCCCGGUGGUCCUCAAGCCCCAGACAGCAGAUAAUGACGUUCUACACUCUAAAAAGUAAUUCUGUGGACCUUUGGUCAUAACUUAAAUAAAUAUAUUGUUGUGAAAUAAAAAUUCAAGUUCUGUAAUAAAGUUAGACUUUUUACU
This is a messenger RNA of Amphiprion ocellaris (clown anemonefish), 1483 nucleotides long. RefSeq names its product E3 ubiquitin-protein ligase Mdm2-like. Gene Ontology annotation, biological process: regulation of cell cycle; negative regulation of apoptotic process. The record is from RefSeq and is a predicted model, not a curated record. Gene Ontology annotation, cellular component: nucleus. NCBI's taxonomy places the organism in Eukaryota, Metazoa, Chordata, Actinopteri, Pomacentridae. The coding region runs from base 1 to 1335 and encodes 444 amino acids. The transcript has 11 exons. Gene Ontology annotation, molecular function: identical protein binding; ubiquitin protein ligase activity.